UCAGUGCACGGCGAGCUAGCUAUCCUACAGUACAAAAUGAUCAAGUUCAACCUGCAGCAGCAGCCAGGUGGCAGGGUGCGAGACGAGCAGCAACCCUCCGUCUUCUCCAUCUCGACGCUGGACCCUGCCCAACUCAAAGGGUUCCACUGCCAGGACGGCUGGCAGUGCGAGGCGUGCGCGCUCUCGGCCUCGGUCGUCACUCUGCCCCAUGCCGCCGACGCUGCCGCCGCCGCCGCCAACGACACAGACAACACCAGACGCUGUCCCGCCAUGAAGCUGCCGCUCAAGCUGAUCAUCGACCUCCUCUGCAUCGCCUCAGUGCUGCUGCUGCUGCUGGUGAUCGAGACGGGAUGGCUGCCCGGCGCCAAGACGGGAUUCUUCUGCCAGGACAGCAGCAUCGCGCACAAAUUCACCGGCGACACCAUCUCGCUCAAUGUCCUGCUCGGCGUCGCCUUCGUCGCGCCGGUCAUCGCGGUUUUCUCGAUUGAGUCUGGUUGCGGCCUGUGCUCCGGGGCGCCGGACGAGGGGCCGCGGCUGCUGCGCAUCUGGCGGCACACGUGGGUGUGGUACCGCGAGUACCUGCUCGGCCUCGGCAUGGUCAUCCUGGCCACCGAGCUGGCCAAAAUCAUGGUCAGCGAGCCGCGGCCGCACUUUCUGCACACCUGCAAGCCGGACGCCAUGGCUAACGGCCUCGAGCACUGCAAACUCCUCGCCGCCGACACGCAAGGGUACAUAGAAGAAUUCAACUGCACCAACACAGAAGUGAGCGACUACAGGUUGCGCGACUCGAUCAAGUCUUUCCCGUCGGGCCACGCGUCCGUCUCGGUGUUCACCGCCUACUUCCUCAUUUGUUUCCUUCAACGGCGGUUGGCUGGAUUGCCGAGGAAGAGUCCGUCGCAGUUCUUGAAGCCGUGGCUGCAGUGCGUCUGCAUGACGUGGGCCCUGCUGUGCGCCCUCUCCAGGGUCAAUGACCACCGACACCACGCACACGACGUCAUCGCUGGCUCCAUCUUGGGCGCCAUCUUCGGAAUGAUAACCGCUCGUUUCUUCUGCGGCGACUUUUGGCCGGGCCAGUGCGCGGUGCGGCUGAACCAGGACGCGGGGAGCGAGGGGGCGUCGUCGGGCAGCACUGCGGUCGGCUCGCUGGACGAACGCAACAGCAACGGACUGAAGACGCAGCACCAACACCCGUCGGUGCGGCGGCUGCUGUCGUCCACGUCGUCCUACUCGGGCUCCGUCAGCGCCGACGAGCUGCGCGAAGUCAGAUGAGCCGGUGGCGCCACCGGAAAUACGCAUAUAUACCGCAGCAGUCUGUGAUCAGAGCAGUGUAUUUAUUGCUUAUGCAUGCGCGCGGGAAUAUUUGAAUUUCCAGAAUUCCCCUCCCGCGCGCGUGCGAGAACACAAAAAUGUUUAUUGUUAAGUGGGAGAAGUGACGGCGACGCAAUUUCCAAAGUACAACGCACCGCGACGGUUAAUAUAUAUUAUCAAAGCAGAGAUGUAUUUUUUGUAAACGUUUACGGAAGUCGGUGCGAAAGUCGAUUAUUCGAUCGCGUCGCUGUUGACUAAAGUGAAUAAAGAAAGUCGGUCGGCCAUGUUGUCUGGGCGAAAAAAUCAGGUUCUGAAGAUGUCAAAAACUUGAGAAUUUGGCAGGUUUACUUCAUGCUUUUUCGCGCGAAUGUCUGGACGUCUGGUCACGUGACGCGGGCGACGCGCUGGUUGGUUAAUGGUCACGCCCACUUUUUCAGCUACAAAACAACAAAAAUUCUUGGCAUAGCGCUGAAACUUCGCGCAGCAAAACAAACUGAAAAUUUGUUUGUUUUUGUUGUGGUCUGAAAAGUGGGCGUGGCCAGCAACCAAUCAGCGCGCUUGCCUGCGUAACGUGAGAUAAAUUCGCCGAUAUUUCUCGAAAUCUGUCGCUUUCUUAAUUCACUUUGCUGUUGACCAGUAUUAUAAGUAUUAAAAUAAUAGUUAUAUUAUGGAUUGUGUGUUCGAAUGAUAGAAUUAAUUAAUAAGACCGCAAAAAUCAGAUUCUUGCGCAAACAUGGCCGUCGACAACGCCAUUUAUUGGAUCGCUCUGCGCAUAAAAACAAUUAUUAUUUAUCUUCAGCUGCAGCUGCUUUGAAGACGAUACAAUUAUCCUGAAAAAAUUGACUCUCUAAAAAUUUCAAAGUCUGCGUAAAAUAACCCUCUCUGUAUACCUCAACGAAUUAUUCAGGUCGAAUUUAUAUAUAUUUACUACAUACACUGUUGAAAGACAAAACAAAAACGGGGCCAACUCGAACCAUCCGCUGAUUGAAUUGAUGAACAAGUGUGAUUACUUAAAGGCGCCAAAGGAAAUUAACAAAAAAUAAAACUAGCGUUGCGUAAAUUGAUAUA
Molecule: messenger RNA, 2376 nt
Organism: Cloeon dipterum
Lineage: Eukaryota; Metazoa; Arthropoda; Insecta; Ephemeroptera; Baetidae
Product: phospholipid phosphatase 3-like
Exons: 7
Coding region: 37-1269 (410 amino acids)
Biological process (GO): phospholipid metabolic process; phospholipid dephosphorylation; signal transduction
Cellular component (GO): plasma membrane
Molecular function (GO): phosphatidate phosphatase activity
Source: RefSeq, a predicted model, not a curated record